This is a messenger RNA of Trypanosoma rangeli, 1692 nucleotides long. RefSeq lists its product as uncharacterized. The record is from RefSeq and is a predicted model, not a curated record. The transcript has a single exon. Lineage: Eukaryota; Euglenozoa; Kinetoplastea; Trypanosomatida; Trypanosomatidae. The coding region runs from base 1 to 1692 and encodes 563 amino acids.
AUGCAUUCGGGAUUGUUCACGUUACACUUCACACCAGUAUGCGCCGCGGAUGAGGAAAAGGUUGCAGCCUCAGGCAGCAUGUCUGCCUCCACGCAAAACUCCGCGGAGUUCGGCGAUUGGCACAUUCUUUUGCGCUUUGCCGUCGAGAAUGAGGUGCUUUCGGUGAGGCCUCAGGGGAAGAUAUUCGCCAUGGGAGGUGAGUGCGGUACUAACAGCAGUAGCGAGGAACCGGUUGUCAUCCCUGGCUUGGGCCGUGUGCCCCGACCAGUGAAGGACAGACAAGUCUCAGUAGUGAUGCGCUGCCAUUGUCACUGGCAGUAUACCGAGGCCUUCCGCUUUGACGUUUGCUUUGACAAGCUUGAGGGGGUCGUUGUGGGUAUGAAGGGAACGCCACUAAAUGACGUGACGAUUAGCUGUGAGGGCAGCCAGGCGUACGGAUGGUAUAUUGGCGAGGCAACUGUGCGAGUCGAGGGGAAGCCAUUUGUGCUACCGCACCGUCUGCGAUUCGUGUUAGACCCUUACGUGGGUGCGCAGUGCACAAUGUGCCUGGACCCUGUCUAUGCGCAGGGCUACACCUGCACGGAGUGCGGGGCGGUGGAGUACUGUUCACAAAAAUGUCAGGCUGCGCACAUGAUUGGCGGUCACGGUCUGUUGUGCCCAAUCCUUCGUCGCACCUACACGCAGCGUUCAGGGAAGGUUCUGACAGAGACGGAGAAAGGCACAGAACUGGUUGCGUGGUGGCGCUGCUUGGAGAAUGCGUGCUACUCGAUUCUUGUGGAUUUUCACAACUCCCUUGGGCAACCCAUUGAGUUCUUUCUUUGCACGCUAAAGCCGGCGCAGGAGGAGGGCCUGCGCUACCGUUUUAUCGUGAGAGAAGGCUCCACGCCCAGGGCUGUGAAGCAGGAGGAACUUGUCGAGUUUGCGUGCACCGUCUUCCGUGCCGUUAGUGAGAAUUCUAUCAGCGAAGGGUGUACAUCACUGGCUGCGGCAUGUCUGAAUUACAUCUUUGUUUUCAGCCGACACAUCGAGUCCAUAGUGGAGUCGCAUGUCCUCUACUACUACAGCUACCUCUGCGAGGACUUUGAGGGCACUAUAUGCUCGGUCGAAGAGUACGUGACGUAUGCCCGACCCAUGCAUGAGCUUGGUAUAGCUCUCAUUGAGUUUGCCCUCAAGAGUCCCACUGCCCUGCUGUUUUGGCAGCGCAUCAAGUUGGCCAAGAACGUCUUCAUCAAUCUGUACAACGUCAACACGAGCUGCCACUGCUCCAAAAUCAAGGAGCUGGUGACGGCCAUCCCGGGGCAGCAGCGGGAGACGCUGAGUUUACUGUCGAAGGUCUUCCUUAUCAUGGCGUCGCGGGCCCCCAAGAAGGAGGGACUCCGCCUUCUGGAGCAGGCGGAAAAGUGUCUGCGGGACUGCCUGCCAACGGAGCAGGAGGCGGAUACCGCCGCCACCGCCAUGGACGCAGCGGAGAGUCAACGCAACAACCGCUUUGAGGAUUCAGACGUGCUCGAUGAUAAUUUGGAGGAGAUGGAUCCAUCCUGCCUUGCCAUUUUGUACUUCCGACUCUCCACCCUGCUACUCCUCUACGAUGAUGCGAAUAAGACACGUGAGGCGGAGGUGCUCAAGGCUCAGGGCGACGCACUCAUUGCGAAGACAAAACAAACACUUGCGGAGAAUUCGGCGACGAAAUGA